AGUGCAUGUCUUCAUUGCUGUUUGUUUGCUCGUGAGCAGGAUUACUCAAAAACCACCGCACCGAUUUUCAUGAUAUUUUGCGGAGCGGUGCGACGAGACCCGAGGAAGAACCCACUGCAUUUCGGAGUGGAUCUGGAUAAGCGGGCCAUCUAGCAUUAUGUUUUCACUUUCUUAAACAAUGCCGAGAUAUAUUGCUCGCCUGAGCGGAGGUAUGCAUGGAAGUUGACGGAAAGUGUGUUGGAUUAUAAUCUCCCAAUCUACCUUUGAUGGGAGCAAAACAUUCAUUUCAUUGGUUGAAUUGGCUAAAAAAAACAACAACUUUUAUUUCCUCUGAUCAGUUUGUUGGCAAUCUGACAAAUGGGACAGUGUCACCAACGGGAAACGCUUUUCUGUGAUGAAGUAAUCACCCGAAAUGCGGAACACUCCGAGGUUUGUUGUGCAAAGUACUCCAACUGAUUUUGAUCUCUCGUUGAAACUUUGGUCGUUUGUUCCUUUUCUUUUGGCAGACCGUACAAAACUUUCAAGCAGCCGCCUGUCAUUUCUAGUCGGUACUGAAUGUGCAAACUUUCCGGCAGUCGGCGGAUAUCGGUUGAAAACUCGCCCCCGACAAUCCUGACUUUGCUUCUCUCGCAGUCGAGGAGUCUCUGGUUUCACGUCAGCUCCGCCACGGGAACUGGAACUGGACUGACUGCGACAGCUGCCGUGGCCGUGGGCGGAGCGGCACAAUGCUGGGGAAUUUCCAGCAGUCAGGCCGAGUCCCUCAGGCUUGUUCCAUCUCGACCAGAGUGCCGUAGAAAAAGGGCUUGAUAUUGCGUCUCGUCGGAAUUUCCCCCCCCCCCCCGAUUAUCAGAGAUGACGAAGUCGUGCGACGGAAAUCCUUCUCGUGCGCAGAGAGCGGUGUACCCGCCUCCCACCGCCCCCCCCGCGGCCAACGUGUUCAACAACGUGCCCGGCUAUGAGGGCACCAUUUCCGGAGGAGGCGGUUAUCUGCCCCCUCCGAUGCCCCUGGAGCCUGUAGCCCCUCCCCAACCCGGGCCUGUACCUGAUAACUGGGUCAUCCCGUCUCUGGCUGAGGAUGUGGCUCGUGAUGCGUUCAAGAGCUAUGCGUCGUCUCACUGCUGCUACAGUGAAUCUCCAGCCAAAGAUGGAGUCAUCACCAACAUGGAGCCGUACGACACCUUCAGGUACCGGCUGGAGACAUUUACGGAGUCCAGGUCAACUGAGUGGUCCCAAAAACCUUAUGAAGGUGAGCAAGCUGACUUCUACACUCAGACCGCCCCCAGACCCUGGGAGGUCCCGGCCACGGCCCCCGAACUCUUCACCAAUCACACGCAGGAGCUUCGGGUGCCCUACACCUCCUCCAUCAAGGACUGCAACAUCUGCCACAGCUCGGGGACCAUGCCGUGUGAGGAGUGCCAUGGUGAUGGAUACAAAACCUGCUGGGCGUGUAAUGGCUCUGGGGAGAACUGCACUUCCUGUAAAAGCACCGGCAAAGAAAGUUGUAGAACGUGUGAUGGUCAUGGAACCAAGAAGUGCACAACCUGUGAUGGAAAACGACAACUGCUGACAUUCAUCCAGCUCAAAGUGGAGUGGAGCAACAAAGUGGAUGAUUAUGUGGUGCAGCAGAACUCUGGUCUGAAGGUCGAUGAUCUUCGCUCAGUGAACGGGAAGAAGCUGUUCCAGAACAACCAGUUCCUGCUCUACCCGCUGCUCGGGUUCCCGAACCCGGCCAUCGGCGAGGCCUCCGAUCGCCUGAUCAAAGAGCACCAGAGCAAGUACGCGCAGACCUCCAGGAUCCUGCAGCAGAGGCAGACGGUCGAGUUGAUCCCCAUCACCAAGGUGAGCUACAAGUGGAAAGGCGACUCUCACCUCUACUUUGUCUACGGCAACGAGCACCAAGUCAGCGCCGACAACUACCCAGCAACCUGCUGCUGUGUCGUCCAGUAGACACACACACACACACACCCACACACAUACACACACACACACACACACACACACACACACACGCGCGCACGCACAGAGCUGAACGCGACUGUUGAUUCUCAUUAUCGUUUCUCUUUUUCAUAGCAGCCUUCUCCCUCCAGGACAAAUGUUAACGGGAUGUUCCCAUAACGGGAAAAACGAGGAAAAUUAGGUUUUGCCACUGUUACACACAGAGACACAUUCAGUACAUUCAUUCAUAAUAUACCUGACACAGGUUAAGUUAUUUUCUGCUGAACAGUUAACUUAAACCACAUGCCAUUCAAUGUCCUCGGUAUUAAAAAGAAGCAGGAAUUUUUAGGAAAAGAACAAGUGAAACGUGAGGAUUGACAGGUAAAGCAAAGAUGAAUAUAUAUAUAUAUAUAUAUAUAUAUAUAUAUAUAUAUAUAUAUAUAUAUAUAUAAAGUUUUAAUCUGCCAGAGAUGAAUAUAUUAUUUGCUGUAUGAAUCUUGUUGUAACUUUACGAUGGAGGAGGUGAACUCCAUAACAACAGAAUGUUUCAUGAACGAAGAAACCACUUUCAACUGUGGAAAUCCGAGGUUUCAUCACUAACGGAUCAGGAAUAUCCGACGAGCCAUAUCUUUUUAUUUUUUUUGUAAAGGCCUGGUCACUGCAAAAAGUAUCGGAGCAAAAAUCCUUUUCCUUGCAUCUGUCCGUGUGAAUUAAUCCUAGUUGCUUGGUGACAGUUUGUUACCUCAUGAUUCACCAUGUCGUCGGGUCAGAGGUGUUCAGAAAACCAAAGUGUUGUUUGAAAAGCACCUGCCGCUGUUCUGUCUGUAUUUUCAGGAUCCUCAAAGACUCUUCUAACCACAAGGAUGAAAAAAAUAUUCUCGUUGCUGCACUGUUUCCCAAGUUGCAAGCACUUUCUUUGUGUCGGUUCAAAAGCAGGGAGCAACUUGGGAAAGUAUUAUUUUUACCGUGCAACAUACUGAAUAUACGUUCUAAAGAAUUUGAAGAUUCCUGAAUUACUAUCAGCCCAAUUGCUUUUGGUUUCUGAGUUCGCCAGAGUCAAAUAAGAUUCACUGGCCACAUUGCCUCCACUGCUGUGAGUGACAGGGCCUUCAGUGUCUUUUUCUCAUGUUUACACAUUUACAGUUUAGUCAGUGCCUUGUCUUUCUUCUUGGCGGGCUGAAAGACACCAUCAGCAUUAUAACCUUUACUAAUGGUGUAGAAAUACUGUAUAUCUAUAUAAACAAUCUGUCUUAUGUACAUCAUGUUCAGUUGUGUGUUGAAACGCUAUUUACAAAUGUUUCAUAUACAUGUUUGAUUUAAAAAACAAACAAAUCACAUCACAAGGUCAUCAAUAUAAUCUCCAAUGCUUCUCUCUCUCUCUAUCUCUCGCUUUAACUCUAAAUAAGUUGACAGUAUGCAAAGCUGCAGUGCUGAAAGGCAUUGUGGGUAGGGAGGAGGAAAUAAUGCUCCUGUGACAGAAUCAGACUGUAGAGCAGAAGAACAGCCGACUUUACUGUGAGGGCAGCUAAAUAAAACUGGCGCAACCAACCUGUGAAAACCUUGAGUCCUCAUUGUUUUGCAUACUUGUGUUAAUUCGCCGAAAUCAUUUUUUCAUCAUAAUUUUCUCUUUAGGUGUUGAUAACAAUGACUCCUCGAUCUCAUAAUGGCGUUAUGGGUCUGAAGCAACAGCACACGUCUGUCAUCGUUUGUUCUCCUUACGUGUUUUCGCAUUUUACGAAAAAGAAAAGUGGCCAUCAGAUGAUUGAAUUGAAAAUAGUCUAUACAACUAAGAUUUAUGCUGCGUUCCAUUAUAAUCCCAGGACUCGGAAUUACCGAUCACCGGGUCGGAAGUUGUGACGUGAACGCGCCUCCGAGUCAGAAGGCCGGAGGAAAUUCACCACCCCAACUUCCGAGUUCUGAGGUAUAAUGAGAACGCAGCAAUAGUGUCAUUUCAAAUGAAAUGGACGUGUAGAUAUCCACAGCGUCCCCAUCACCAAUAGUGACGGAUAAAAACGUUAAGACACAAUUUCAUUCAUUAUUCUUUUCUUUUUUUAAAUGCAAAUAUUUCAGAUAUAUGCAAAAAAAAAUACUAUUUGAAUGGAGAAAUAAGUUGUGUCAUUUCAUGUGUUUAUGACCAACUUACGCUCUCAGGUUGUCUCAAGUUUCAAGACUCGCAGUUUUAGCUGAUAACAAAAAUAUAUUACCUGCUCACCUGCAGUACAGCAGAGCUCCUGUAGAGGGCCCUCUGUCUGUUUAACCACUGCCCCCUCCUGGCUGCCAUCGGUACAACCGUGUUAUCUGCGAUUGAUUGAUUGAUUGAUAUUAUGCUCUAUGGUUGGAUAGUUCUAUUAAAGUACUAGCAUUUCGUCUGAGAGCUCUUAACUCAUGGAUGUUAUAGCCUUCUUGGACACUCUGAACACAACGUUAAUGUGCAGUUGGUUUUCACUACCUCAACCUGAAAAGUGUUUCCUUUAUCUGCCUUAACACAAACCUGCGACUAACAAACCUCUCUGCUUCUAACCUGAUGUGCACAGCAAAUGUUUUUUACAUCUGUACGUAACUCUUGAAAAUAAACUCUUGACAUUCAA
Scophthalmus maximus (turbot) is the source of this 4523-nucleotide messenger RNA. RefSeq names its product protein SSUH2 homolog. Bases 853 to 1947 code for a protein of 364 amino acids. The transcript is spliced from 12 exons. NCBI's taxonomy places the organism in Eukaryota, Metazoa, Chordata, Actinopteri, Pleuronectiformes, Scophthalmidae. The record is from RefSeq and is a predicted model, not a curated record.